AUCAUGUUCUUAAUACUGCUCCUGAUGCUCAUUUGCUGCAUCUUCUUAUACUCAACAUGGAGCUCAAUGUACAACGACCGCAAUCUGCCCCCCGGACCGACCCCUCUGCCCUUUAUCGGAAACCUGCUGCAGAUAGAACGGGGGAAGAUGGCGAAAUCUUUGAAGAAGUUUUCUGAGAAAUACGGCCCGGUUUACACCCUGUAUUUUGGGCCAAAUCCUGUGAUUGUGAUCAGCGGGUACGAGGCUGUCAGAGACGCUCUCAUCAUUCAGGGAGACGACUUUGCGGCCCGCGGGAAACUUCCAACGAUUGACAACUUUGCUCAGGGUUACGGAAUAAGUUUCAGCAACGGGGAGCGAUGGAGACAGAUGCGGGGCUUCACUUUUAAAACCCUGAAGAGUUUUGGAUUUGGGAAGAAAAGCUUUGAGUUAAGAAUCCAGGAAGAAGCGGAAUGCAUGGUGGAGAAACUCAAGAAUCUCAGAGGGCAGCCCACUGAUCCAACCAAAUUAUUCAUGUAUGCUUCUUCCAAUAUCCUUUUCUCUAUCGUAUUUGGGGACCGUUCGGAAUAUAAGGAUGAGAGGUUUUCGAAGCUCCUGGGAUACGUAGAAGAGACCUUUCGUCUGAUAAGCAGCCCCUGGGGACAGUUGCAGAGCGUCCUUCCGCAGGUCAUGAAUUACGUCCCUGGUCCUCAUCAAAAGCUCACAGCCACUUCUGAAGAGAUGGUGACUUUUAUAAAAGAAAGAGUGAAGGCCCACCAGCAGACGCUGGACCCCAACAACACCAGAGAUUUUAUUGAUGCUUUCCUUAUAAAAAUGGAAGAGGAAAAAGAUAAUCCUAACACAGAGUUUAAUAUGAGGAAUUUAUUACUAACAGUCCAUAACCUGUUUAUUGCGGGGGCUGAGGCCGUCAGCACCACCCUGAAACACGGGCUGCUUCUUCUGCUAAAAUACCCCGAGAUUGAAGCCAAAGUCCAUGAGGAAAUUGAUAAAGUGAUUGAACGAGUUCGAGGCCCGAAUAUUAAUGACAGAGUGAAAAUGCCGUAUACAGAUGCUGUGAUUCACGAAAUCCACAGAUUUGCUGACAUUGUUCCCUUUAAUACCCCACAUAUGACAACCAAGGACACAAAGUUUAAAGGAUAUACCAUCCCCAAGGGUACCGAUGUCUACACUCUUCUCUGCUCCGUCCACCGAGAUCCCGGGUAUUUCUCCACCCCGUACAAGUUCAAUCCCAACCACUUUUUGGAUGAGAAUGGCGGCUUUAAAAAGAACGAGGCUAUGAUGGCGUUUUCUGCAGGGAAGCGGGUCUGCCCCGGGGAAAAUCUGGGACGGAUGCAUUUUUUUCUGUUCUUCACCACCCUCCUUCAGAAUUUCACCCUGAGCUCGAAAAGGAAAUUCACCGAGGCGGACAUCGCACCACGAAUGGCGGGGUUUCUAAACACCCCCAUCCGCUACGAGCUUUCAUUUAUCCAGCGCUAAUUCUACAAAGCAUUG
Spea bombifrons (plains spadefoot toad) is the source of this 1488-nucleotide messenger RNA. RefSeq names its product cytochrome P450 2G1-like. The transcript is spliced from 9 exons. Gene Ontology annotation, molecular function: oxidoreductase activity, acting on paired donors, with incorporation or reduction of molecular oxygen, reduced flavin or flavoprotein as one donor, and incorporation of one atom of oxygen; heme binding; iron ion binding. The coding region runs from base 4 to 1473 and encodes 489 amino acids. Gene Ontology annotation, biological process: xenobiotic metabolic process. NCBI's taxonomy places the organism in Eukaryota, Metazoa, Chordata, Amphibia, Anura, Pelobatidae. The record is from RefSeq and is a predicted model, not a curated record. Gene Ontology annotation, cellular component: intracellular membrane-bounded organelle; cytoplasm.